Messenger RNA from Gossypium raimondii (Peruvian cotton), 1140 nucleotides. RefSeq names its product membrane-associated progesterone-binding protein 4. The coding region runs from base 99 to 881 and encodes 260 amino acids. The transcript has 9 exons. The record is from RefSeq and is a predicted model, not a curated record. Lineage: Eukaryota; Viridiplantae; Streptophyta; Magnoliopsida; Malvales; Malvaceae. Gene Ontology annotation, cellular component: membrane; endomembrane system.
AUGGAAGAAAGUUGAAAAUAGGAAGCAUUAAAAUUUGUCUGCUCUUCAACUGCUUUACCUAAACCAAAAGUUCAAUUUGAAUCUCGGCACCGGAAAAAAUGGCAUUUCCGGCAAAGAAAUUUAUAACCUCUUCUUUCUUUGGGUUUACACUUCUGGUCGCUCUGGUGGCUUUUCUCCUAAAAUUUAACUCUUCACAGAAAUUGUUCACUGUUGAAGAACUGGCGCUAUAUAAUGGAACUGAUGAUUCAUUACCCAUACUCUUAGGAAUUUUGGGAUCUGUAUUUGACGUUACGAAGGGAAAAUCUCACUAUGGUGCUGGAGGAGGUUACAGUCAUUUCGCUGGAAGAGAUGCCUCCCGUGCAUUUGUUUCUGGAAAUUUUACAGGCUUAACCUCAGGUUAUGAUGCUAAAUACCAACUCAAAAAAGAGGUUCUGAAAACUGAUGAAGGAGAUGGACUUACAGAUUCAUUGCGAGGUUUAUCCAGCACCGAGGUUCAUAGUGUAGUUGGAUGGCGAGACUUCUACUUCAGAAGCUACAAAUUUGUUGGAAGGCUUGUGGGUCGCUACUAUGAUAGCCAAGGAAAUCCCACAAAAUAUCUAAAGGGAGCAGAAGCAAAGGCUGCUAGAGGAGCACAACUCAUGGAGAAACAAAAAGAAAUGGAAGCUAAGCAACCCAGUUGCAAUUCAAGAUGGAGUCAAGAUGAUGGUGGAGAGGUUUGGUGUGAUAAUGGCUUCCCAAGGUUGGUUCAGAGACCUUUAGAAAUUGCUUUGACGGGAAAGAUGAGCAAGCGAUGUGCCUGCUAUAAUGAAGAUCAACUUGGCCAGCCAGGGUUAGAGGUCUAUAGUGGAUGUGAUUACCUUGCAAAGAGAUGCCGAGUUUAAAUGAAAGAGCUUGAAGAAGUCAUUUGUAUAGUUGAAGCCCCUUAAACUCCAGUGAACUUUUUGAAGAUAGGAGGUCGGCAAAGAGUGAAGUGUACCCAUGUUCUGUGUGGGUGUUUCAUUUCCUCCAAUGCACUUCAUUACUAACCUGAUUUUUUGUUGCUUAAUUUUCCUGGAUUAUCGUGGGUCUGUUUUGAGUAAAUUGAAAGAGUGUCAAUUCAUGUAUGCUAUUGCAGCUAUAGAAAUUUGUGGUUUCUUUCCA